This is a messenger RNA of Cheilinus undulatus (humphead wrasse), 6737 nucleotides long. RefSeq names its product adhesion G protein-coupled receptor B1-like. The record is from RefSeq and is a predicted model, not a curated record. Lineage: Eukaryota; Metazoa; Chordata; Actinopteri; Labriformes; Labridae. The transcript has 32 exons. The coding region runs from base 308 to 4888 and encodes 1526 amino acids. Gene Ontology annotation, cellular component: plasma membrane. Gene Ontology annotation, biological process: cell surface receptor signaling pathway; negative regulation of angiogenesis; G protein-coupled receptor signaling pathway. Gene Ontology annotation, molecular function: G protein-coupled receptor activity.
CCUUUUCAAAGUUUUGAGCAAGAGAGAAGAUCUGAAGACUUCGAGUCGAGUUCGACUUCAGUCAGCUGCUGCUACCCGCGUUCAGACCGGAUAGAGAGCCACUGACGAGACUUCAAAGACAAGUUGUACAGCACCCUUGUGAUUCAGACAUGACAGGUUGUCUGGUGAACUAAAAUCACAAAUCAAGCACUUCUUCAGAGGGAUCAACUGAAGCAGAACAUCUUAAACAAGUGCAGAAACUUGCAUUAAAAAGUGGUUGAAAACAGCUUCACAAAACUAGAAGUCACCACCAUCCUAAGCCGACCCAAUGGCGUGGUCAGCUCUCACCGGCCCCUGUGUGGCCCUCUUGCUGCUCUUCUUUGGUUUGACCUCCUGCACUCCCUCCGGCCCCGCCUCUUCAACCUGUGCCACUCUGGAGCAGAGCCGCUUCUUUGGCGUUUUCACCUCUUCCUCUAUCCUGCACUCCACACCUUGCUCCUGGACCCUGCAGAAUCCGGACCCUCGCCGCUACACUGUCUACAUGAAAAUCACCAAGCCUACUGAAUCCUGCGUGCCUCGCCAGAUCAGAACUUUCCAGUUCGACUCCUUCAUCGAGACGUCCCGCACCUACCUGGGCAUGGAGAGCUUCGACGAGGUUGUGAGGUUGUGCGAUGCAUCCACCACUGUGACCUACCUUGAAUCCAGCAAGCAGUUCCUGCAGAUGCGUAGAGUGGCUCCUAGGAAUGCUCUGGCAGAGAUCGUGGAGGAGCAGAGUGAUGUCAACGAGUUCAAGGCUGAAUUUCUGGUCGUGGGAAAGAGGAACCCAAGCAUGCCUGCCUGCCAGAUGCUGUGCCAGUGGUUGGAGAAGUGCCUGUCCAGCAGCACCCAUGAUUAUCCCUGCGGCAUCAUGAACACACCCUGCCAGUGCUGGGAAGCCCCAAAGAGGAAGCCAGGAAGCUGUUACAGAGGCGGAGUCUAUGUGGAGAAGUGCCUUCCUGUUCCCAAAGACAAUGGACGCGAUGCUGAGAUCAUCAAGGGUUGGGCUGGAUGGGGGCGCUGGUCUGCAUGCAGCCAGGAGUGCGGUGGUGGAGUCCAGGUGCGCAGCCGAGGCUGCCAGCCCGAGGAUAGUGUGUGCGAGGGAACAGUUGAAGAAGGACGGGCCUGCAACCCUCAGCCAUGCAUUGGGAAAGAGCGCAACAGGAGCCAAGGUCUGAGAGCUAUUGUUGGUUUGAGGAGAGACCACACAGAUGACUUGGGUGUCGUUGCAACACAAACAGUAGAUGUGAAAACAGAUGAGUGGUCCACCUGGAGUUCUUGUUCAGUCACCUGCGGAGAGGGCUGGCAGAGCCGUACCCGCAUCUGUGCUACUUCCUCCUUCACCACCCAGUGCACCGGACCUCUGCGCGAGAACCGACCCUGCAACAACACAGCCGUCUGCCCCGUUGAUGGUGCAUGGGAUGAGUGGACUCCCUGGAGCCUGUGCUCAUCCACCUGCGGUCGGGGUUAUCGGGACCGUACCCGUGUAUGCAAGCAGCCCCAGAACGGAGGAGAGCCUUGCCGCGGCCCAACGAAACAGACCAAGUUCUGCAACAUUGCCGUCUGCCCAGUGGAUGGAUCCUGGAACGAGUGGUCCGCCUGGAGUGCAUGCUCUGCUUCCUGCUCCAAUGGCACCAUGCAGAGGACGCGGGAGUGCAACGGUCCAUCAUACGGGGGCUCAGAGUGCCACGGCAGCUGGAAAGAGACAAACAACUGCUUUCUGCAAGAAUGCCCUGUUGAUGGACGCUGGCAUGCAUGGACAACCUGGGGAAGCUGCAGCAAGACUUGUGGUGGAGGCAUUCAGCAGAGACAGAGAGUGUGUGAAGGGCCCUUCUUUGGUGGAGAACCCUGCCUUGGUGAUAAGGGAGAGCAGAGGCGCUGCAAUGAGAAAAGAUGCCCAGAGCCCCAUGAGAUCUGCCCUGAGCAGAGCACUGGUGAUGUUGUGUGGAAGAAAACCCCUGCUGGAGAUGUUGCUGCCAUUGCCUGCCCUGCUGAUGCCUCAGGUUUGAUUCUGCGCCGCUGCACCCUGGACGCUGUGGGUCUUGCCUCCUGGGAGGACCCAACCCACGUCAAGUGUGUCUCCAAGAACUAUGAGAACAUUCAGACCCUGUCAAGGGACUACAUCUCCAAAGCACAGAUGGGGCAGAGCAUAGAUGGCAUCGCAGAGGUGAUUUCUCGCCUCAGAUUCUCCUCUGAUGAAGGCGCCAGGUACAGCGGCGACCUCUUGGCCGUCAUGGAAGUCCUGAAGAAUACCACCGAGGUGUACCAAGCAACCAGGCUGAGACUUAGUAGCGCAGACACCGAGAACUACGUCCAGACCAUCAGCAACCUUCUGAAGGAGGAACACCGUGACAAAUGGGAAGAGGCACAGCUGAUGGGCGACAAUAUUAAGUCGUUCCUCCGCCUCGUCGAGGACUUUGUGAACAUGAUUGGUGUGCAAAUGAGCGGCUUCCAGGACAUUUAUGAAGUCACUGAGAAUUUAGUCCUGAGCAUCCAUAAGCGCCCAACAACCACAAAUGCCAACUUCACAUUCCCUGUGAAGGGCUGGAGGGGCAUGCUGGACUGGGUCAGGACAUCAGAGGAGAAGAUCUCUGUGUCUCGAGAUGCCCUGUCCAUCGAACAAGCUGAUGGCAACGAUGCUUUUGUGACUGGCAUCAUCCUGUACAGAAAUCUUGCUUCUUUUCUAUCAUUUCAGAGUAACGCCACCCUCCUCAACUCUAAGGUUGUGUCAGUCAUCGUCUCCCCCAACCCAACCCUCCUGUCCUCCCCUGUCGAGAUUGAGUUCCCCCACCUCCACAAUGGUACCAUGAAUGAGACAUGCCUGUCAUGGGACGAGAGCGAAACUUCGUCUCUGCUCGGCUCGUGGUCUGCGCGGAGCUGCAGAGCGGUGCCCGUUCAUUCAUUCAGAACCAAAUGCGUGUGUGACAGCCUCUCCACCUUCGCCAUUUUAUCGCGCGUCAACUUCGACUCGAUCAUGGACAAGGCACUGCUCCCGUCUGUGACUCUCAUCGUUGGAUGUGGAGUCUCCUCGCUCACCCUCCUGCUCCUUAUCAUCAUUUACGUCUCUGUUUGGAAAUAUAUCCGCUCCGAGCGCUCUGUCAUCCUCAUCAACUUCUGCCUCUCCAUAAUAUGCUCCAAUGCUCUCAUUCUCGUCGGACAAACUCAGGCUCGCAACAAGGUGGUGUGCACUCUGGUUGCCGCUCUCCUGCACUUCUUUUUCCUCUCCUCUUUCUGCUGGGUGCUGACUGAAGCUUGGCAGUCGUAUAUGGCUGUCACUGGUCGUCUGCGCAACCGCAUCAUCCGCAAACGUUUCUUGUGCUUGGGCUGGGGCCUUCCUGCUCUUGUGGUGGCUGUGGCUGUUGGUUUCACAAAAGCUAAAGGAUACGGCACUGUCAACUACUGCUGGCUGUCUCUCGAGGGCGGACUCCUCUACUCCUUUGUUGGCCCUGCUGCAGCUGUUGUUCUGGUGAAUAUGGUCAUUGGUAUUCUGGUCUUCAACAAGCUGGUAUCCAAGGACGGCAUUACCGACGUGAAGCUGAAGGAGAGAGCUGGUGCGUCACUGUGGAGCUCCUGCGUGGUUCUGCCUCUUUUGGCGCUCACUUGGAUGUCCGCUGUUCUCGCUAUCACCGACCGUCGCUCCGCCCUCUUCCAGAUCCUCUUUGCUGUUUUCGACUCCCUGGAGGGCUUUAUCAUCGUCAUGGUUCACUGCAUCCUGCGUAGAGAGGUUCAAGAGGCCGUAAAGUGUAGAGUGGUAGAUCGCAAAGAUGACGGCAAUGGAGACUCUGGCAGCUCCCAUCACAAUGGCCACUCCCAGCAUAUGCCAUCUGAUAACGAGAAAGAUGGAGAUUCAAACAGACAAGGAUUGAAAAGCUCCUCUGAAGAGAAGAUGCCCCCACCUCAGCUGCCUCUUCCAAUGGGCUCCAACUUCCACACCCUCCCAUCCAACCCAAAUAAGAGCCACAUGCAGGCCGUCCCCGAGUACUCCAGCCAUACCCUCACCCUGAAGAGAGAAAAGAGCCGCAUAGCAGGAGGAGUCGACCCAUCCUGUGGGAAACCCGUGUACGUCUGCGAGAGCGAGCUCUUCCAGCAGCUUGAUGCCGAUCUCGCUCGGGCUCAGGCCGAAGCCGGUCUCUCUGACGGCAGCGGCUACGUCCUUAUGCCCAACACCACCUCCACCCUGAGGACCAAGCCCAAAGAUGACACCAGCAAGUUCAACAUCGGCGUGGAGCAGCUGCCACAGGCUCGGCUGAUGCACAUCAGCGGGCCGUUUGCCGAGCCGCAGGCCGCGUUCGGGAUGAAGGCGAUCCCUGCAGAUCAGGUCAGCGUGUCGUACUCGGAGAGAGACUCGCCCAUCCAGAACAUUCACAACAUGUCCAGCGAGUCGCACAUCACCCACAGCAGCCUGGAGAACACAUUUGAGUCCAUGAACUCCAUGAUGUCCAAGAGUGAGACCAUCUCAACACUGUCCAUGAGCUCUUUGGAGAGACAGAAAUCCCGUUAUGCAGAGUUGGACUUUGAGAAAAUAAUGCACACAAAGAAACGCCACCAGAACAUGUUCCAGGACCUGAACAGGAAGCUACACCACGCUGAAAAGGACAGAGAAUCUCCUGCUUCUGACAGCAAGUCUGUGAGAUGGAGUGUGUCAUCAGGAGGAAGUGACAAAACGAACCACAGUGACAAGCAGCAGGCUCAGAUGGAGAGGUCAUGGGAAGGAGUUCGGGGGAUCCCGCAGUCACCCCCUGCAUGGGUGCGGAAAGACCUGGAGCCCUUAGCCGCCUCGCCUCUGGAGCUGCACUCUGUGGAGUGGGAGAAGAGCAGCACUCCCAUCCCUCUAGUAGGGCAGGACAUCAUUGACCUGCAAACAGAGGUCUGAGGGGGAGGAGGGGGGCUAGAGAAGCCACCUGAUUUCACCUUAGUCACCUUUUUUGGUUUGGGAAAAAGGAUCCUGAAUGGAUAGAGGAAGAGGGAGAACCAAGAAAGUAAAGAAGUUGGUCCCAGAAUCGAUGUCUUCAAACCAUGAGCCAGAGCAGGAAGGAAAGUGAAGGUUUUGUUAGAGGGAUGUUUAAUGUAGCUUCUCUGUGUGGACUUGAGGCAUCUCAUGUCUGAGUGCUUUGACGGUCAAAGGGUUCGUGGAGCGGUCAGUGGUUUCCAUGGACCAGGGCUGGUUAAUGGUUCCAUUAACGCUUCAUCGGGAGUUUCCUGAACCCUUCAGCCCGGGUUCAGAAGAUGUGGUCGACAUGUCUGUGCUUCUUUUUUUCCCUUCGACUCAACUUUGGAGAAAAGUAAAAUAAUGUAAUAACGGUGCAUCCUCCCUGCUUUAUUGGGAGGAGCCAACCAGAACUCUUGGCUGAUUCCCUCCCAGCCAAGUUCACUUCCAGACUCUGACAAGGCAAAGGAGCAAAAAAAAAGGGACAUGCUUGGAGUCCAACACUCUGCAUUUCUGCUUUAGUGCCGUGGGUUAUUUUGAUUUUUCUGCUUUCUGCUUCAUACUUGGAUCUGCUUCAAAAAGCCUUAAAAAGAGACUCUUUAAUGAGAAUAUAACUCCUCUCCUGGAGUUCAGGCUAAAUCAUGCUGAUAGCUCUUCUCACUGCUAUUAUCAACCUGGUUAUUAUUAAUCUGAUGAUUAUUAUUGUUAUUGUCAUUCUAGAUUUAUUUUGAUUUUUUUCAUUUCCCACAUAAGUAUCACAAAUGGCACAGGAUAAGUUAUUUAUUUACAGUAAACUACAACAUUAGGCUCCAAAGUAAAGACUUAGUGCAUCUGUAAUGUGUUGCGAUGGACUGCAUCGGGACAAACAUGGAGCGUGAUGAUGGGGGUGAUUGUUCCUCUUUGAUACCAAAACACCAGCACCAAGAAAACACAGACUCUCACAAGGGAAGAGCAGUGCACUCUGGGUUAAAAAAGGAAAAGCUGGGUUGGAAAUGCAGAGAAUGUGCGCCUCCUCUCAGCUGGCACAAGAUGCAGGCUCUUCCAUGUCGUACAUGUGGAUUCAAGGGGUUCAGAGAGACCUUCUCAUCACCGCCCUUAUGUUUUCGCUCAGCCUUGCAGGACUCUUGGACCGAGCAGAGGCUUCCUGGCGCCAAUGUGACUUCCAGUGCGGUGCCAGGUCCUCGAGACUUCAACACAUUUGUGUUUCAGCCAUCAGUGUGAAAUAGUGCAAUAUGAUGGGCGCUUGAUGCUCAAGCAAGACUGAUAUUAUGAUUUUGGCAGUAUUUUUUCUUACCAAUGUUUCCAAACUUUUGUAACAUCUUCCUCAUAUUUACAGAGCAUAUAGAUGCUUUAUGGGUCUAUUAUAUGACAAAUCUGUAUUAGUAAUUCAAGGAAUUUAUUCACUAGAGAUUUGUUAGCACAGGACUCCAUAUUUGGAGCUCUAAGUGACAGGUAGAUUAUCGUACUUCUAUCGAGCGAGCAUUAUAUAGAGUGAAUGGUAUCUCUAAACUGUGCUUCAGGAUAUUUGUGGUUACCCUCCGCUAUGUAGCGAGGGGUAAUCGAACCUCAUGUCUUCUGUAACGGUGUUUUUGAUAACCUUGUCAGUAACUCAGUAGUAUGUACCAGCCAACCCCCCUUCCCUUCAGAUUCCUGCGUCCAGCCCAAUUCAUACCUCGAGUUACUCGUAUCAAAGACCCAUUUGUAUUCUCUUGUCACAGCUUUGUUUUUAUUGUUCUGUUUUACCUCCUGUAAAUGUACAGUUUUCACAGCACAAAAUGAAUGUGACUAUUUCUAA